ACAAGAACUUCUACUGAAAAUGGAGGUCACCCGAUGAUCGAAUCCACAGAUCGUGAGACCACAUUUAGAUAUAAUUUCUUUGCUAUUUUCGCACGGAGCCGGUUGUUAAUCCUCAACACUGGAAAUGAAGUCAAUGAAAGCAAAGUCUAAAAAUAAAAAAAAUAGUACGAAAUUUGGAAAAAUUAAAUUUGGUACAAAAGAAACAAGUAAUGUGAUUACACCAGAUUUAUCAGCUUUAAGAAAACCUAUUGAUAUAAGUGUCUCAAGAUUGUCUCAAGUUAGUAAACUUCUUGAAAGCGGUAGUGAUGAGGUUAAAGCAAUUUUAGCUUAUGAAUGCGAUAUUGUGUAUGAGUGCCGUGUUUGUCGUAGUUUAUUUAGAAGCCUUGUUAAUUUCAUUUCUCACAAAAGAGUAUAUUGUAAAGAAAAAUUUAAUAUUACUUUAAAUAAAAAUACUCUCACCAAUGAUGAUGAGGCAUAUACCAAAGGUUCGUUUAUACGUUUACAUAUACCGGAACAAGAAGUAGUGAAAGAAAAUUGUAAUAACGAUAGAAUUCUUAGAAGUCAAGCCAAUAAAGAAGAACAGAAGAAAGAUCUUACUACUAUAAUAGAUAUGCUUCAAAGAAAGCAAAGAUUAUGUGAUAAUUAUAAUUUACAAGAAAUGAAACUUAAUAAGAAUUAUGACAAUUCUAAUAUCCUGUAUUCAAAUAAGGUUAACGCACAAUAUGAAAUUGAUAAACCAGAAAUUUCCAUUGUUUAUCAAAAUGAUUUAAAUGAAACAAAGACAGUAAACUUACAAACUAUGCUAAAUCAAAAUAUUGGAAUAUUAGGACCCAAUGGACAACUUUUAGAAAAAAAGGAUGUAUACGAAGAUAAUCAUUUGAUCCCAUCUUUGGCAAAUGAAGAAUAUAAUGAAUUUGGCAUUGACCAAUUGUCUACUACCAAUUUGAUUUGUUCUAUAUGCAAUGCAAAGUUUUCCACCAAAAAGACCUUAACAUUUCAUAUGAAAACAUUACAUACAUCUCAUCGUAUAUGUUAUCCAUGUCCUUGCUGUCCGAGUACAUUUGUGAAUACAUGGAGUGUAUAUCGCCAUCUCUUUAAAAUUCACAGAAUGUCAAAUGAACAAGUACGAAAGUUGAGAAUACAGAUUCAAGAAAAAGCAUUUCGUAAGGAAAUAACACACGCAGAUGAUACAGAGCAAGAUAAUGCAGUUAGCAAGCCUAUUGAAGUUAUAGACUUAAACGGAUCUAAUGAAACUCGCGAAUGGAUGAAUCAUUUGGAAACCGAUUCAGAGAUUCAAAGAUGCGGCGGAUGUGGCAAAAAAUUUGAUAGGAAAGCUGCUUUAUUUUCGCAUUCGCAACAUUGUCAGAGGCGAAUUGCUGCAUAUAACGAAACCAUAAUUAAAGAAAAGAAAACUCCAAAAGGUUCUCCAGAAACAACGACGAACAGUAAUACCAUAUUUAUCGUCCCGGUUAUUGCAGAAAAUUCUCCGGAAGUAACAGAAUUAAAUGAAACAUCUAUUCGUGUAGAAAACAUAACUACCCUAACAGAUGCAGACUGGGAUAUGAUUGGCAAUGAGCACUCUAAUGAUAGUGAAAGUACUGAUAUAGUUAGUGUAUCAUCACAAAUAAAUGUUUCCCAAAAUCAAGAACUAUUUAAUAAAAACAUGAACAAAGAUUCAUCUCCGUCCAAUAAUACUUUGGAUAAUCCUGAAAUUGUAUAUACAUCUGAAACAGUUGCUCUAAAGAAUGGAAGUAAAAAAAGGAAAGUAGUGAUAGAUAAUCAGUUGAAGGUAUUAAAUGAUAUUAUAGGAACAAAUUCGAAUAAUUCAAGUAAUAAUAUUAGCUCAACUUUGAAUUCAUCUACUGAUGUAAGAAACCAAGUUGAUCAAACAACAAUAAUGGAAAAUAAAAUAGCUACCAUAGCAAAUCUUCGAAAGUUACAGUGCCUUCCAUGUAAAAGGAAAUUUACAUCAAUGACGAAUUUACGUAGACAUAUGGCCAUUCAUAUUGGUUGGAAUCGAUAUCGUUGCAAGCUAUGUAACUUUAAAUGCUUUGUAAAAUAUGAUUGUGUUGCUCAUUGUAAUAAAAUGCAUAACGCUCAAAAUAAUCGUACAGUUAUAACAGAUAUGGUUGUAGAAAUACCACAGAAUCAGUAUACAUGCAAUGAAGAUAUUGUCAUUGAUGUAACUAAUAUGGAAGAAAAUGUAAAUGAAUUUAAAUCAGUUAGUUCUUCCAACUCUUUAGAUCGCUGUAAAACAAAGAAUGUGACUGUGGAUAAAAAUCAUAAGAAUGUAGUAAAUACGAAUGUUGACAAUAUAAAAGCUGGUACUAAAGAAGUACCUUGCUCCAGUGAUAAAGAUGAUAGCGUUUCUAUUACAAUCAACAAUGAAAACAAUAACACUUCGAACUUUAGUAAAAACAGUGAAAACAAUCAUACUCGAACGCUGGACAGUGACCCUGAUCUUAAAAGAAUGGUUAUGGAAGUCAUUUUUGGCACGCCUGAUGAAUGUUCCUCAAAACAGCUGGAAUCAGAAACGUCAAGCUUUACAAAUGAUACAAACUCUGAUAAAAAAAAUGAUAGUAAUGAAAGUAAAACAGACUGUGAAACUAAAGAUUGGAAUGAUUCUAAUUCUUCAAUAUCAUCAGGUAGUUUAAAACCCCAACGUCCUAUACGUAAUCGUGUAAAACCAGUGAAUAAAGAUUUCAUUUAUGAUCUAAAGGAAGCGGCUUUUCGCAAAGAAACUGUAAUUUCUAAGGGGACGUCGUAUAAAACAUUAAAUAAAAAAUCUUUCCUUCGUUUAAACAAUGGAGAAGAAAAUUCAGACAUUCCAGUAGAACAACUAUCAUCAAAAGAUUCUGUUGUGCCACUGGUAGUACCAUUCGAACAAGAUAAUAACGCAGAUAGAUCAGAGAUUAAAACAAAAUCAGCAAAUUCUAAAUCUACUACAAUGAAAAUUUCACGUGUGCCACAUAUUACACAGCAAGAUGGAAUCACAAUAAUGGAAGAAAAAUAAAAAUAAAUUUGUAUGUUUUCACACAUUUAAAUGAAUUUCAUCGAUAUCAUAUUUUAAUUUAAAGUUAUAUCAUAUUUUCAUAAUUUAUCGAAGUAUAUUAAAUUUAUUAACAUUCAAAUAUUAACUUAUAAGAAAUAACAGAUAAAUUUGGCACAUAGUGACAUAUGCAAAAUAGCACAAACAUUGCAAAAAGUACUGUUUUAUGUUUAACUAUUGUAAGUAUCAAUAUAUAACAUUAAAUAAUGUGUGGCAAUUAACAAUAUUGUAUAAAAUUACAUUUAAUGAAAGCAACUUUAAAUUUUGGAAACAUACUAAAGUUAUAUGUAAAGUAUAUUCAUACUUCAAAUAUAGCAUCAAAGAUUACGUACAAAUGUAAAAGAAAAUAAAUUUAUGUUA
Molecule: messenger RNA, 3409 nt
Organism: Vespa mandarinia (Asian giant hornet)
Lineage: Eukaryota; Metazoa; Arthropoda; Insecta; Hymenoptera; Vespidae
Source: RefSeq, a predicted model, not a curated record